Molecule: messenger RNA, 1372 nt
Organism: Macrobrachium nipponense
Lineage: Eukaryota; Metazoa; Arthropoda; Malacostraca; Decapoda; Palaemonidae
Product: ras-related protein Rab-24-like
Exons: 2
Cellular component (GO): endosome; Golgi apparatus
Molecular function (GO): GTP binding; GTPase activity
Source: RefSeq, a predicted model, not a curated record
UCGUGCAAAGUUUGGGUAGGGGAAGUUCAGAAACAUGAAGAGAAUUGCAAACUGUAUUUGUGUGGGACAAAACUAGAUCUGGUGAAGGAGGAUCCUCAGCGGCGUGAAGUAGAUUACCAUGACCUCAAUGACUAUGCAGAAGAGAUAAAUGGGAAACUCUUUGAGACUUCAAGUAAGACUAACACUAAUAUUGAAGAAUUGUUUGCAUAUAUAGUGGAAGAUUAUGCAAAAGACAAUGCAGCUGUUAUUGCUACGUUGGAAAGGCAGACUGUGGAUUUGACUGAUGAAGAGAAGAAAAACAAGUGCUGUUAAGGUUGUAUAUUUGUAUAAGAAAGAGAUUUAGUAUUCUGAAAGUUAGGUCAUUGCCGAUGUGCAGGGGAUGCCUGAGUUGUGCAUUGUCUUUGCAAAAGAUGUCAAAAGACAAUAAAUGAUAAUGGAGUUGUUUAAGUGUAAUUUACAGUUGUUAAUAAAUCACCUUCCCUUGAGAAUUAACUGCCUUACAGUACAAUAUGUACAGUAAUGUAAAUACUGUAUAUAUAUGAAUGCUACAUAAAAGUGAAAUAGGUUAGUGACAAGGCACAUUCACCAUCUGUUUUUUCACAGUGAAGAUAUUGUGUAUAUUUCUUGGUAUCUUUUGUAAGUGUCUUUUUCACAAUGUGAUAUGUAUAGAGGUAGGUCAUUAAGUUUGUUUUGUUUUGAUGUCCAUACUAUCUUUUAUAUUAGUUGUAUACCAUGUUGUGUAUAGUUAAAUAUAAGUUUUUAAUACUUUGUUGUAUAUUCAUCAUGUUAUGUAUUUUAGGCUGAUACUAGCUGGCACUCCGGAAAUGUCAUGGCAGUAAGAAGAUAGUAAGGACAUUGAAUGUUGCUUAGGAAGCAGAUUCAGGGAUGUAUUGUUAACAUUUCACAUUAGCCAGUUAUUGUGCCAGUGCUCAGUAACGAAGGAUACUAUGUGUCAGUGCAUUGUUAGUCAUAGUGAGUCCCAUUCUAGAUGUUGUAAGAUAUAAAAAGUAUGAGUGCGUUCUCUUUUUGCGGCUCUGAAUUGGGAACCAAAAGUUUUUCCUUGUGAUAAAGCAUUCCUGAGCACAUCUUUUAUAUCAUAGGAAUGUUAAAAAUAUAGAAUGUACACUGUAAAGAAUAGAAAGGCAAGGAGGAUUUUGGUAGAGAUCCACAGCAAACUUAUGAUUGCAAGGUAGAAUAUGCUGUAGUCACAUAAAUUUAAGAAUGAUAGAAUUUGUCAUUUACUGUAGUCUGUUUUGUAAAUUAUUAAUAUGCAUUAUGUAUGUUGACACAGUAGGUGAAGUUGCUAUAUUUGCUAAAUAAUUUUUCUCUAAUACAUGUCACAGUGAAAUUUAUGUAAAACUGAAAUAAUAAA